AUGGCCACAGGCGGGGCCCCAAUGCCAGGGGCCACACACUUGGCCACUAAGGUGGAGCUUACCAUCUCCUGUGAAAACCUCAUGGACAUGGACGUCUUCUCCAAGUCUGACCCUCUUUGUGCCUUGUACAUCAACACCUCAGGGUCUCAGUGGUAUGAGUUUGGCCGCACAGAGAUGAUCCUGAACUGCCUCAAUCCAAAGUUUGCCAAGAAGUUUGUCCUGGAGUACUAUUUUGAGAUGGUACAGAAGCUGAAGUUUUCCGUGUAUGACAUUGACAACAACACCUAUGAUCUGGGUGAUGAUGAUUUCCUGGGGGAGAUGGAAUGUACCUUGGGCCAGAUCGUGUCUUCCAGGCAAAUCACUCGACCUCUGCUGCUGAAGAACAACAGGCAUGCAGGACGGGGGACCAUCACUGUCUCUGCUGAGGAGAUAACAGACAACAGGGUGGCAUGCUUUGAGGUGUCGGCCCGGAGACUGGACAAAAAGUUUUUGUGGUGGUCCGACCCAUUCUUGGAAUUCUUCAAGCAGACAGAAACGGGAUGGCAGCUGGCCCACAGGACAGAGGUGGUGAACAACAACCUUAACCCAGUAUGGAAACCCUUUCGAAUCCCCUUGCGGUCUCUCUGUGGAGGAGAAGUGGAGAGGCCUAUAAAGAUCGACUGUUACGACUAUCGUUACAGUGGCUCCCAUGACCUUAUUGGGAGCUUAAGGACAUCACUUUCAGAUAUGCAACAGGGAACACACAUUUCACCGGUUGAAUUUGAAUGCAUCAACCCAAAAAAGUUGGCAAGGAAGAGAGGCUACAAAAACUCUGGGGUCAUUUGCAUCAGGCACUGCCAGGUGGUGAAGGAGUAUACCUUCCUGGAUUAUAUCAUGGGGGGCUGCCAGCUCAACUUCACUAUUGCCAUUGACUUCACAGGCUCCAACGGGGAUCCUUCAUCCCCAAGGUCCCUCCACUACAUCAACCCUGACGGCUAUAAUGAAUACCUGGCAGCUAUCUGGGCAGUGGGCGCCGUCAUCCAGGACUAUGACAGUAACAAGAUGUUUCCUGCCUUUGGCUUUGGAGCCCAGAUCCCUCCCACCUGGCAGGUCUCCCAUGAGUUUCCUAUCAAUUUCAAUCCGUCCAAUCCAUUCUGUGCAGGUAUAGAGGGGGUGGUGGCUGCCUACCAGAAGUGUUUGCCAGAAGUGAAGCUCUAUGGUCCCACAAACUUUGCCCCCAUCAUUAACCAUGCAGCCCAUUUUGCCAGACAAGCUCUCCGGCAGAAUACAGCCUCACAAUAUUAUGUCCUGCUCAUGAUCACUGAUGGAGUGAUCACAGACAUGGACCAGACAGCCGCCGCCAUUGUGGAGGCCUCUCGGCUGCCCAUGUCCAUCAUCAUAGUCGGUGUGGGCAACGCGGACUUCAGCGCCAUGGAGUUCCUCGACAGUGACGACAAGCUGCUGCGCUCACCGUGGGGCGAUGUCGCCGCACGGGACAUCGUCCAGUUUGUGCCCUUCAGGACGUUCCAAGGCAACCGCAUGGCCCUUGCGCAAAGUGUUCUGGCAGAGUUGCCUGAUCAAGUGGUCUCCUUCUUCAACUCUUACAACCUGAAGCCUCCUAACAAAUCCAGUCAAUUCAGCCCUUCCUAGAAAGGCAGUGUGCUGGUGGAGGCUCUUGGCCAAGUAUUGGAUAGCCUGUGUCAACAUUAACAUCUCAAAUCUGAACUGACGCUGGUCCUCUUUAACCCUGUCUCAGAGAUGGGUCCUCUUUCCUCAAGAAGCCAAAUCUCAGCAUGGUCACCCACUGUGUCUUGGAAAUGAUACUCAAGCCAAAUAAAAAACAGAAUGUAUUACUUAAUGUAUUAAUGUUGCUAUAAAGUGUGAUGGUGGUGAGAUGUAGUGCCUGAUCUCACAUGUAAAGGGGAAUAACAAAAAAUACUAACUUGUUUGACUGAUAACUGUUGUAUAUGCAAUAGACGCAGUAUUACUUAUACUGGGAGAGCAGGAGUGUCACUGGGGAAGUGUCGAUAAAUAAUGCCUUAUGACCCAAUAUAGGGUUUUGGAAAAUUCAGCCUCUGGGCUCAUUGCAUGACCUCAAUUGUACACAUCACACAGUGUCUUAACUGGACAAUCCACCAAAAGCCAGUAAUUCAGUAAAUGAGAGAAAAUUUUAAAUAAAAGGGAGUGUUUGCAUGCAAGCACUGAAUUCACAAUAAGCCAUCUCUUGACUGAAGCUGAUUUCCUUUUUGCAAUUCAAAUAUUCUUGCAUGUUUGUGAUCAUUACAUAUGUCGAAAAAUAUAUCAGAUGUGAUGUAUUUGCCUUGACCAGUUUCGUCUAUGUUUUUGUGCACUGAAUGUAUUCUCUUGUCGAGAAAAUAAAACUUUAUGACAAAAUAA
This is a messenger RNA of Myripristis murdjan (pinecone soldierfish), 2376 nucleotides long. RefSeq names its product copine-3-like. Lineage: Eukaryota; Metazoa; Chordata; Actinopteri; Holocentriformes; Holocentridae. The coding region runs from base 1 to 1629 and encodes 542 amino acids. Gene Ontology annotation, molecular function: receptor tyrosine kinase binding; calcium-dependent phospholipid binding. The transcript is spliced from 16 exons. Gene Ontology annotation, biological process: ERBB2 signaling pathway; cellular response to calcium ion. The record is from RefSeq and is a predicted model, not a curated record. Gene Ontology annotation, cellular component: plasma membrane.